AUGAAGGACGCCGGAAAGAGCCAUAAGGUGAAUGGAAGGCCGUCGCCGGAGACGCGGAAGGAUCGGAAGUCGGCAACGGGGAUGAGCGGAUCGCCGAAGAAAGGAGGACACGGCGGAAAGUUCACGUGGAUCGGCAACGGCUACGAGCACUUCGAGAUCGCGAUGGAGCACGGCGCUAUGGAUGCGAAGGAUCCGAACUUCGAAGAUCCGGCGGAGAUCGAAUUAGAUUGUCCGUCGAGUGUUAAAAAACAGCUGGCUACGGUAUUUGAGGUAUCUCUGAGGACAACGGUGCCUGAUGAACCCGAUGUUGUGCCUUCAGUUGAUGCUUGCGCUGCCAAAUCCGGUGUCAAAUUUGCUGAUUAUCAAUGUAAUAAUGCAAUGGGUAUAUUUGCUAAGAUUAAAGGAAAGCAGUCAGGAUUCAGGGGUCCCCCUGCCGUUGGACAGGCCAUAGUUAAGAAUCUUCCGCAGUCUGAAAUGAUAGAAUCAUGCUCUGUAGCUGGUCCUGGAUUUGUAAAUAUUGUUUUGUCGAAGAAGUGGAUAGCAGAGAGGCUGGAGAGGUUGUUGAUUGAUGGUAUUGAUAAGUGGGCACCCCGACUUCCAGUGAAGACAGUCAUGGUUGAUUUUUCCUCACCUAACAUAGCAAAAGAAAUGCAUGUUGGCCACUUGAGAUCUACCAUUAUUGGGGACACAUUAGCUCGCAUGCUUGAAUUUACACAUGUGGAAACUCUUAUCCGCAGAAAUCAUCUUGGUGACUGGGGGACUCAGUUUGGGAUGCUAAUUGCUCACCUCUUUGACACGUUUCCAAACCCAGAUGAUUUUAAUGAAGCAGCCAUUGGUGAUCUUCAGGCAUUCUAUAAGGCCUCCAAAGUGAGGUUUGAUAAUGAACCUGAGUUUAAGCUGAGGGCACAGCUGUCAGUGGUCAGACUCCAGAGUGGAGAAGAGAAGUAUCGCAAGGCAUGGGAACGAAUUUGUGAUAUUAGUAAGGCUGAAUUUGAAAAGGUCUAUCAACGCCUUGGAGUACGAUUGGAGGCAAUGGGAGAGAGCUACUUUAACGAUUUAAUUCCUCCGACUUUGGAUAAAUUGGAUAAAUUAGGAUUGAUCCAAGAAGAUGAUGGUGCUCGUGUCAUUUUUGUUGAGGGUGUAAAUAUACCAAUUAUUGCUGUGAAAAGAGAUGGUGGCUACAACUAUUCUUCAACUGAUAUAGCAUCACUUUGGUACCGUCUAAAUGUGGAAAAACUUGAGUGGAAUAUAUAUGUUACUGAUGUUGGGCAGUGGCAACACUUUGAUAUGCUUUUUAAGGCCUUUAGGCAUGCAGGAUGGCUGCCAAAGGAUGAAAAUGAGUUCCCAAAAUGUACUCAUGUUGGUUUUGGUCUUGUUCUUGGGGAAGAUGGAAAACGAUUUCGAAGUCGCAGCAGUGAUACUAUUCGAUUGGUAGAGUUGCUUGAUGAGGCCAAAAAGCGCUGUAAAGCUUCCCUUCUUGAACGCGAUGCUGUUAAAGAUUGGUCCGAGGAAGAGAUUGAAAAAACAGCAGAAGCAGUUGGUUACGGGGCUGUUAAGUAUGCUGACUUGAGGAUCAACAGAUUAACAAAUUACACAUUCAGCUUUGAUCAGAUGCUUAAUGAUAAGGGCAAUACAGCUGUUUAUUUGCAGUAUGCACAUGCUAGGAUCUGUUCUAUUAUGAGAAAAUCUGGUAAAGAUAUUGAAGAAUUAAAGCAAAAUGGGAAGAUAGUGUUGGAUCAUGAAGAUGAACGUGCAUUGGGGCUUCAUUUGAUACAAUUUCCUGAGGUUUUUGAGGAAUCACUGACUAAUUUAUUGCCCAAUGUGCUGUGUGAAUACCUCUAUAAUUUGACAGAAAUCUUUACAAAAAAGUUUUAUACUAAUUGCCAGGUUGUGGGGUCGCCUGAGGAAACUAGUAGACUCUUGCUAUGUGAAGCAACGGUAACUGUGAUGAGGCAGUGCUUUUAUCUCCUUGGAAUUGUACCUGUAUACAGGCUAUGA
Molecule: messenger RNA, 1998 nt
Organism: Sphenostylis stenocarpa
Lineage: Eukaryota; Viridiplantae; Streptophyta; Magnoliopsida; Fabales; Fabaceae
Source: the annotation of a GenBank genome assembly